AUGUUACAGUGUGCCUCUUAUAUAAGCAAUAACAAAGUUUUAAACAAUAGCAACAGUUGUUAAUAUGGAAAUAAUUAUAGUCAUUAAUAAGAUUUUGGUUAACUACUGUUUCAAUUUACUAGCAAGCUAGAUAAUUCGAGUUAAAAAAUAAUAGAUUUCUAUGACAAUUUUUUACUAAAGAAAUUAGAUUUGGCUGAAUAGCACAUUGAAUAAAUUGCAAAGCUAAGCAAGCUUAAAAAACCAAGAAAAAGAAUUGAUAAUCCUACAUUAAAAGAAUUAGAUCAGCAAAAAAUUGAUAAGGAAGAAUCUAAUUAAUUAAAAAAGAUGAAAAUGCCUUCUAGCUCUUAAAAUUUAAAAUCUUAAAAGAAAAUAUUUGAUGACAAAUUCAUGAAUGAUCUAUCAAAAGACCUUCUUUAGUUAGAUUUAGAUUUUAUGGAAGAAGGUAAUAAAACUAUCUUACAAACUUCAUAAAAAAAGUAGAGAUAGUCUAAUAAAAAUUAAUUAUCUAAUUAAUAGCAAAAUAAUACUUUAAACUAAAGCAAAGAAUUGGUUGUUAAAAUAAAUGGUGUAAAUAUAAUUGAAUCAUCAACUUCCUCUUCUAAAAAAAAGAAUGGCUCUCAUCCAGAACCUAAUUAAUGUGAAAUGACUUAAUCUCGCUUAAGCUUAAAGAGUUUAAAAGAAUAAAAAACAGGAAAAUAAAUGAUUAACGAAAACAGUAAUAAAAAAAGUAACACUCUAGAAGUGGCUAAAAAAGGUGUUAAUGGAAAUUAGUGUAGAAAAUCUUUAAUAGAAUAAUUUUCAGAAAUUAAAGUGAAACCAAAAGAGGAAAUUAAGAAUGAAAAUUUUGAAAUUUCUCAGAAGAUUGAACAAAUAAAUAUAGAAGAUUUUUGCUCAAACACAGGAAACAAUACUUAAUUCUGUCAAUAGUAACCCGAGAGAGCUAAAGAUUCAAACCAUGAUUAAUAUAACCAAGAGUCAAUGCUUCUUCCUGGUUCAUCAAUAAGUUAUAGUGAUGGACAAAUAUAAUUAAAUUUUAAUGAAAAUGAUGAAUAUAUUCAAGCUAAUAGUAUGCAACCACAACAAUUACCUGAGGGGUUCUAUAUUCAUGGAAAUAAUAAUAUCUUAUUAGAUGAAGAUGAAUAAGAAAAUGAUUAUGAAAUGACUGAUUAUUCUUCAAAUGAAAGCUCUAAUUUAGGCUCACCAAUUUUCAACUGGGUGAAUAAAGAAGAGCAUUUUAAUGAUAAAUUGUUUUUAAACAAUGAAAAUUACAAUAACAAUACUAUAUUUAACAUUCCUUCAAAUAAGUUCAACAAUAAGAACCAAAAUAUCUUUGAAACUAAUUCUUCUUAACUUUCAGGAUCGAAUGAGAAUAGCAAAACCUUUAAUCCAAUAAACUCAGAUUAUUUCACUCAAAACACUUUUGGAUUUGGAUAUAAUCAACCAUUAUUCUAUGAUGAAACUUCAAAUAGUUCUUAAUAAAAUUUCAAAAAUAUUCCAACAUUUUCUUAAGACUCAUUCCAAGGAAUAAAUUUUCAUAACUAUUAAUCAAAAGGAGGAUAGCAACAAGAAUCUUAAUAAUCGAUGAACUAAAAUAUGUUUAUAUCUAUGAGUAAUAAUGACAGCAAUAGUAUGAAUCCUUACAUUUAUCAAAAUAAAUAACUACUACAAAGUCCAUAAAAAUUAAAAACUGUCAAGUAAAGAAAAAUUUUGUACUGCAAUAACAAAGAAGUUCCAGCAUGGGCUUAAGACUUAAAUUAAGUAACUGAAAAAGUGAGAGAAUAAAAGGCAAGGGGAGAUGAUCCAGCUAAGCUAUUUGGUCUAUUCGCUGUUGAAAGCCUCCAGCUAAGGGAAGUAUUUAAGAAUACUGGUAAAAGAUAUGAUGAAGGAAGAGGUUCUUCAGCUAAUUGGAGAUAAGAUUAUACCCCUGAUUAAGUAAUUGAUUUGAUUAAUGCAACAUCUUAAACUCCAAAUAAAAAAUAGAAAAUGCAAUCAAAAUUCAAGUCCUUUUUACAAAAUUCUUUUAAUUCUAUAAAGAAAAAGCUAAUUUAAUGA
Tetrahymena thermophila SB210 is the source of this 2052-nucleotide messenger RNA. RefSeq lists its product as hypothetical. Lineage: Eukaryota; Ciliophora; Oligohymenophorea; Hymenostomatida; Tetrahymenidae. The transcript has 2 exons. The record is from RefSeq and is a predicted model, not a curated record.